AUGACUGCGACAUCUCAGCCUCGAUGCUCCCUUCAAGAGACCAUUCGUCUCGGUCAAUUCUAUUCCUUGGACGAAACUACCAUACUCUUCCAGAUCAAAGAAGUCUUCGAACCCGAACUCGAACGCCUCAAGUCUGCUAGAGCUAUUGAAGGCACCGAACAGCAGCGUCAUGCCAAUGGGACACCUGAGAACCCCAGUCCUUCCCAGAUUCUCUACUCAGCCAACUACGAUGAGAUCAAUCGAACACUUGUGGGCAUCCUUGCUCUCCGAUGGAUUCAUAAUGGCGAAUACGAGAAAUUCACGCGCGGUCAACCAACCGAUCAUAAGUUGACGGAGGAAUCCUUCGAGUGGUUACGCAACCUGUUCGCCGAUGGUCUGAAGUGUUCAGAUGACCUGUUUGCAUUGAUCAUAUCCAUGGUGAUCAAUGAUCUAGGAAAGGAUCCUAAUCUUGAGGAAGACUACUUUCACGUCACGCGCACACCGUUGACCGAGCAGAAUCAUGAUGCUCUUCUAUUUGAGGCCGCCAACGCCGGCAUGAUUCCAUCAUUGGACUACCUCAGUCCGGAAAACCGGAAGGAAGUCAUGCUCGGCUUAGAGCUUGGGUCGGAGCUCAAUGCGGGCCAAUUGGCUCAAGCCGAAAGUGUACCUUUGAACCUGGAAGGACUUCUCACCAUGCGAGGUCACGAACACGCAUUUGAACUCAAAUUCCUGGAACAAAUUCUUGAUGUCGCCGGCGCUGCAGGUCAUCUUGAUUCUACCGGGGCUAGAAAUUUAAUCGAGCCGGUUUUUCAAGCAUUCAAGACCGUCCACGAGGUCUCGCUCGACAUCAUAGCGGGCAGAUCAAAUCUGCGGCAAGGAUAUGAUAAAGUUUUGACGAAGCGUGGCAACAUGCUUUAUAUCAAAGGAUUUCGCCGACUCAGUGUCAGUGAUCGGGAAGAGAGGGCGCUUCUGCGCUUGUUGACCAUGGGACGAACCGUCGACAUAGAGCAGGCAGAAUUAUUCUCCAAAGCAUUCCAUGCUCUGGAUAAACGAAACAAGGAUCAACUUGUGGCAGGUCUGAAUGUAGAUGGGAAUGUCAACGAAACGGCGGUCUUGCCGUAUUAUAUGCCCGCCAUUAUAUCCACAACACUGGCGAAUACCAAAGACGCAGACGAAGAAAGCAAACGACGAGCACUCACCAGCCUUAUGAGGUAUCUUGCCAAAGUUUUGGGCAGUCCUGGAACCGGCCCAGUCGACCCUCCGGAAGACAGCGUGUACAAUGGGGAAGUCCCUGGAAUCAUCAUAGAAAGAAAUAUGUCAAAAGCCCAGGAUGUCAUUAACAGUGCAGAAUUUAAGGACAAUCCCGAUCUUCUGGAUGGACUAGCGAUACCCGAUGGUCAAAUACUUCAAAGACGGAGAACCAGCCAAUCGUGGUGA
Messenger RNA from Rhinocladiella mackenziei CBS 650.93, 1416 nucleotides. RefSeq lists its product as uncharacterized. NCBI's taxonomy places the organism in Eukaryota, Fungi, Ascomycota, Eurotiomycetes, Chaetothyriales, Herpotrichiellaceae. The record is from RefSeq and is a predicted model, not a curated record. The coding region runs from base 1 to 1416 and encodes 471 amino acids. The transcript has a single exon.